Schistosoma intercalatum is the source of this 4395-nucleotide messenger RNA. Lineage: Eukaryota; Metazoa; Platyhelminthes; Trematoda; Strigeidida; Schistosomatidae. The record is from the annotation of a GenBank genome assembly.
AGUAGACGAUACACCUGAAGCGCUGCCAAUCUCAUGCUUCUGUUAUUUCUCAUCGUUUUCGAUUGCUUUUAUUCUACGAUGCUGACAUGAUCUCGUUGAUCUUUCACUGAUAACCGAAAGCAUCUACCUUUCCUCAGUCAUUUGAAUAUUUAUUUGAAUACGUAGUCCGUCUUCACCUUGCUGUCAACCAACAAUAAUAACGUCUGGCCAUAAUCAUAUUAAGAUUGGACCACUGUAAUAUAUCUGUCUGUUCCGAUCAACUACUCUAUUCUUAGUUGCUUCAGUUGUAAUAUACACAUCUAUUUCCUUUCAAACACGGGGUUUGUGGAUUAGUUACUGAAUCCAUGCGAAGUUUCUAGGACUGUCAAAGCGUAUAUCCUCACUUAUCUCUGUUAUUUUCCCUCGAAGUUUUUAUCGCGUACUUCCUCAAAUUUUCUCACAUUUUAGACUUUAAUAUAAUGAAUAGCAUGCACAGUCAUAGCGUUGCCACAAGUAGCCAUACUAAAACCAAAAGUAUGACUAGCAUUGCUAAAGGUUUUAAUUCAGACGUAACUAACGAAUAGACAAUCUCCGUUUAUAGCAAUAGGAUUAUAAAAAAGCUCAAGACAACAGGAAAAAGCCUCAAGUCAAUGUGAGCAACAACCCGAGUUCCCAAUUUUGAGGAAAAUUUGACCCAUUUUAGGGAAGCCACCAUAGUGAACUUUGGGUAAAUGGCCAGGGUCAUUUGACCUCAAAAUUUCCUCAAACUUGGGAGCUCGGGGCGGAUUACUCAGCUCAAUCGUUUUAUUUAGUGUUCCAUUUUGGAGAGUAGUGUAUUGGAAAGUAGAGUAGCCUCUGAUAAAAAAAACGACCGGGCAUAUACUGUAUAGUAUAAAGAAAAUGUUUUACUUCAGCCAAGCAAUACCGCCUGUGUAAGGUCCAAGACGUAGCAAAGGUAAGCCCUCUCUACUCAGGGUAAGUUUAGAUUCAACACACGUUACAGAAGAAAUUUUACACCUCAGAAACCAUCUGUUAAGCGACCCUUUUAAAUUUGAGUUUGACACAACAAGUCGUGGGCCUUAAGAGAUGCCUGUAGAUCGGCAAAUACACGAGAAUCAACCAGCAUGGUGGUUCGCGGAGUGCCUGCGCUGGUAGUUGAUAGUUGUGAUAAAGCUCACAAACACGAUAUGUAACGGUGGCGUUGGGUAUCACAUAGCAUAGGCUUUCACAUCACUACAAUAAUUAGCUUGUCCAGGCUACUUCGUCCUUUCCACCUCACUAUCUUUAAGUCUUCUCUGGUGGCUGUAAACUUCAGAAACCGAAUGGGCUUAACUGAGGCUCCUCAGACGUGGUAGGACUCGAAGAACGGUCUCUCUAAUUACGUCAAAUGUUGCAAAAGCCAACCUAGAUCGUCAGAGCAACAGCAGAAAGAUCAAAUAGAACACAAUUCGGUGUCGCCUGACCUUAAUUAACAACCGACAGUUUAGAUCACAGAGAACAUGGUUUCGCUAAUGGGACAUGAUAUACAGGCGAAACCCUACAAAGUUCAGUUCCCACGCAACUGACUAACACAGUUUAAACAACAAUCUCCUUAAAAUCCUGUUGACCCAUACGUCUGUAGAGGAGCAUCAGGUGAUGAGAGUGGUGGUUAACAGUGGAUGACCACUUGUGGACAAUGAGGGAUAUGAUUCAGUAUGCUAUCCAACACAAUGUACCACAACGUAAGAAUACACUCGGAAAGCGAAGACCCUGUGUUAGACGAGUCACAAAACGCUUGCUACUGACCAAACGGUGAACCUGGGACAAGUUGAGAGUCUCCGUGAAAGAUUCUAAUCUUAGCUUUUACUUGGCAUUGAGAAACAGAUGCGACGCCAGAGUCUGCAGUAAUAGGAUAUGUAUUCAGGUCAAGCUAGCGGCCAAAAUCCAAACUGACCCCAUAUAUCUCUACUGAUUCAUGAUCAGGAGGAAGCCCACAAGCCAAGGGAUCUGUACUCGUAGAGGGUCAAAUGGCUUUGAGAUGUCAGAGAUCUUUAGCUCCAACUUCACAGACCAACUAAACUAGGUUCCGAAACUUCCUAAAGAAGCUUGAUCUCAGGCUUGUACACCCCAAUGUUGUUCCUAACACUGCUUAAAACGUGCGCAUGGCCCCACCUUGAGGUCCACCAUGUCGUUUACACGUGCACGUAACAAAGAUGUUGGAUAUUGGCAGUGUAUUCUAUCUACUUGCUGAGAGGUCGGCUGACAUUUUCUUUUGUUCUUUUCCCUUCCAGACUCUUUCACUGUCUUAGCAUACAAGGUACUUUCAGGUUAGACGGAAACGUACCCAAAACUGAACACCACAAUUAUUUCAUCUGGAUUUGCUUACGCACUGUCCUUCGCUCUAUACAUUGGAUCUUUUUUCCGGAGUUUGACAUCUGACCAUCUCUUCAUAUCGUCCUGACAAAUUUUCGUUUAUACUGCACGAAAUUGAAAUAAAUUUGGCGUUGAAUUGUGUUAUUUUGAGGAUGCAAUUAGAUUACAAAGGUUGUUGUAACUUUUUGGAUACCAGAAGGUUAAACAUCAUAAAUGAAGUCAACAAUAUUUCUUUGAAAGGAAACAGCUUCUCUAGUGAUUUCAAGUCAUAUUUCCAAAGUCAAACUAUUCCAAAUGAGGUUUUGUGGUCACUAGAAUGUUAUAACGAUGUCUACUGCGGUAUAUAUAAUUCUUCUGGGGACCUGUUCUUCACUGCUUCGCAAGAUGGGUUUAUUCGAGUAUUUGAUUCUUCUGGACAUUAUUUUCGUUACAUGAAUGAGAUUAAUGUUCCUGAAUAUACCUGGAGUAUUGUGUCACUCUCUUUAAGCAAUUUGGGGGAUACCCUUGUUUUCUGCAGUUUGUCUCCUAUUCUGUAUUUCACCAGUCUAACCGAUGUGCGUGAUGAGGAGCUAAAUCUCAAACAUGCCGAAAUUCAACCUGGUGUAAGAAAUAUAACGAAGACUUUUAGUGUUGAUUUUCUUGGCGGGAGUAGUAAUCAAGUGGUUAGUGGACAUAACAAAGGUAUGGUUUAUGUGACGGAUCUGCAGACAAACAAGUAUGAAUCAUUCGCUGUAAAUCCACGAUCAAAAGCUGAUGUAAAUGCUGUUACUACACUGGAUCGAUCAAGUAAUCUUAUCCUUGCGGGUAGUGAUGAUACAAAUGUUAGACUUUUUGAUAUUCGUGCAUUGAACAAAGGGUGUCAAAGUUUAUUUUCUGGACAUGUGGACGGUAUCACAUAUUUGGAUUCAAAGGGUGAUGAUGUGUACUUUUUGUCAAACAGUAAAGAUCAAACGGUUAAACUAUGGGAUACAAGAAAGUGUCGGGAAUCGGGGAAAGAAACUCGAAUGACUCCUCGUUCUACUUGGGACUAUCGAAUUCAUCCGAUUCCACGUGGAUAUCCCAUACCUUCUAAACAAAAUUCUUCUAAACCUAUUCGAGGUGAUAACUCUGUGCUUACACUUUCUGGACAUAAAGUUCGCAACACGUUAAUUCGAGCACGUUUUUCGCCUGCAUUUAAUACUGAACAAAGAUUUGCUUACUCUGGAAGUGCUUAUGGUAAUUGGUAUAUAUGGGAUUUGUAUUCCGGAAAAGUUGUUAAACAUUAUUCGUGUGAUGGGCAUACAAUACGAGAUAUAAAUUGGCAUCCAUAUGAACAGCAAAUAGUUACCUGUGGUACAACGGGUGAUAUAAGUUGUUGGGUAUAUAAUCGGAAUAAAAUGACACGUUCCAAGAAAAAGUCUCAGAAAAAACAAGAAAGCAAACAUUUAAAUUCUUCUCUACCAAUCGUAGAAGCUGAUGACGAAACAUUUCAUGAACUACGUAAAUUAGCUAAAGCUGGUUUAAAAUAUCGGGUAAAAGGAAUUUUUGAACGCCACAAGUCAUCAAUAUUAUCCCGCUUUAUUGGAUCUAGCGAUUCAGAAGAUGAAGAUUUUAUUACUGAUUAUGAAUCAGAUGAAAGUUCCAUUUUUCCAUUUGAUCAUUACUAUUCCUUUAUUGAUGGCAUAUAUUUUGAUGAAUACUAUGAAGAUAUUGAUUCAGACUUUUAUCCACCAUCUGAUGAUGAAUUUCUUUUCGAUACACAAUCAUAUAUACCUCCAUUAACACGCAAUCAACAGAGACAUUUAAAUCCCGAUGAAGAAUUAACCACUGAAUCUAUUAAUAAUGGAUCCACAGCCAGGAAUUCUCAAAGACCUAGCACUAGACCAAAUAAUCGCCAAACAAGAUCAGCAACUCAGAGACAAACCCAACAAAUUACUCCACAAAGGAGUAUUCGUCGUUCAUCCAGGAGACGUACACGAGGAAGGUCUAGGAACUAGAAACAUUAUUCAUAUUAUCAGUAGAGAUUAUUCAUGCGAAUUUUUCAUAUUUUAUUUGUUUCAAUAAAAGAACAUAUUUAUGUUUCGA